AAGGAAGACAUUUUUUCUUUUUGCCUUCGGGGCCUUCACAACAAGAACGGGGAAGAAAAGCGAUACUUUACUUACGACAUAAGUAAUCCGCUCACGCUCUAAAACUUUUGUUCUUUCCACUACACCGACUUUACCUUUGCGCGCCAAGCAAGUCAGUAUUUCUAGUUUCGCGAAACACAAGAAAUAAGAAAAGUGGUCGCCCCUAGUUCUCGUGCUGGACAUUAUCUUGUCCGGGGCGACAAAACGGACACGGGGACGGAAACUGCUACUGCCGGUCAGUGUAUUCGCGUUUUCAGAAGUUGCAGAAGUCGUGGUGAAACAGUACCAGCUCGGCGAGGAAACAUGCAGCGCAACAUCGUCUUUACGGCCUUUGCGCGGUUCUUCCUACGGUCGCAGGUCAUGUUUCUUUGUCAGUACCAGCUUGCGGAUGUAGUUGUCGGGAAAAUUGUUCGGAACUACAAGGGGCCCGCACCGGAAAAGGAACGGCAGCUCCGUGGGAAGGCAGGUGAUCUUCGAUUACUUACAUUUGUGUUCUCAUUCUCAAUUUUUAUGCUCUAUUUAGCGUUUAAUAAUUUUACGUUGAUAUACUUGUACGUUGCGCGAACAAGUCUGACUCUGACCUUUGACUUUAGUAAGAACAAGGAAUAUACAUGAAUUGCGCUACCUUCAUUUCUGAAAAUAUUUUAAGGUAGGAAAACGAAGACGAAAAGCAAAAGGAAGACCGAGCGCAACCCCCUGGAACUGCCCAAGCAAAAGGAAGACGAGGAAGCGGCAGUGAGAGCAGCUGCGACUAAGCAUUGCAAAUAUGUCUCGGUCUGGAAAGAUGCAGCGAAUUUGUGUUGCUGAGUCUUGCAUCACAGUUAGAGCGAUGCUUUGUACGGCAUGAGCGCAUCAGAAAUUUUUCGCGUGAUGCCGCGAAUUUUGCCGUAUUCCUCCUGACAAAUUGGCUUCCUGCACGGAGAAAUAGAUACAAGAAAAGCACGCACUCGCACUCAUGCAUUACGGACGUUGCUAUCUUUAUACUUAUUUCAAUUUCCCAUGACGCCAGGCGUAUUUGCAAUGCAUAGCGACUGAACUACAGCAACUCUCCCCAGCAGCGCAGCAGGCGUUCGCCGUCAACGCCCCGCUCCCAAUGGACACGUCAGCGGCAGAGGCAAAGGAAACUACCACGACCGCCGCGGCCGCAGGAGGGCCGUCGUCCGGUACUUCUACUCAACUGCUACCCGUGCAACUUUUGGACCAGCGCAAGCUGUCUAAAAAGAAGAAACAAGAAUGCUGAAGCAGCCCUUGUGUCUCAUCGCGUACCGUAUUAAUGUCGAUGCGGAUAAGGCGAAGAGCGGAUUCAUGGGGCAGUUUCACGGAUUCACCUUCCCCUACAACGUUUUCUUCAAGGCGGAGCCGGGCCAAGGUUUUUCGGAGUCGUGGAGGGGCUGGCUCGGCUACGACGACCUCCGAGAGGAGAAUGCUUUCUUCAAGCAGCGGCUCACGCUUCUUCCGGGCGAUCCCAGCGACCCUCUGGCCUAUCUACCCGAUCGCUUUCUGACGCGCGCGUUCAUCGAGGGCCGGGACGAGGAAGACGAAAUGCCUUUCGCUUACGUGCAGCGGAAAAGCCUUCCUUCGGCUAGUACGGCGCGCAACGUCGCAAACGUCAUCACCCAGGGGACGGGACUGCGGAACCUGGCGACCAGUGGCAGCAUCUGGGAAUUUGUUACCGGGGCCAGAAGCUACAAAGGCCAGGAACCCAUGGCCGACGCGGGAGCGUUUGGCGGAUUGCAGCUUGCCUUCCAGUUCGGGCACCUGCAAUGGGUGAAGCAGACAAAUUUUACGACCGCGAGUGGCCUCUUUGACACCGCAUGGCACUUUUACCGCUACACGACCGCCGAAGACACACAACAGCGCGAAGCCGAUUUGUUUUUGCGCCGCGGCGUCCAUCUGCAGUACACCAUGCACAUCGCUGAACAAGGACUCACCUCCUUGGCCCUAUUGUCAAGCCAUCUCUACCGACCGACAAUCGUGAUGGAGAAUCCGUCCAGCGCCACAAAUAGGUAUCCCGGAGAAAAAAGCUAGCAUACCCAAUUUGUAAUGGGAAAGCGCAAUAGUAAAACACGAAAAUCGCUGGGCCCACAACAUGGCGUUUAGGAUACAGAACGGUACGCGCUGAGGCCUAGAAUUAUUCGCACUAGCAUCGUGAUUGAGGUCAGACCUUGCGUAUAUACCCGGGCGCGGUGCCCUCGUGAAGCGCCUUUUUUUACGCUGGUCAAACAUAGCGAAUUCAUUGGCGAACGCGCGCCAUACCAUGCGGGUUCGCAGUUUGUGGCGAGACGGAUUCCCCUUGGUCUCUCUUUGCUGAUCUUCACCUUUUUCCAGGAUCCCGGAGUUUUCGGCUUCCGAGAUUUCCCGGGAACUUGUGCAACUCGUGCAACUUUUGCACGUUUUUGUUGCGAAUCACGACGGUGCGGCCGAGUUGCACGGCGAGUUGCACGGUGCAACUCGCCGUGCAACUAUCGCAAUAUUUCGCGCCGAACCAGGACGGUAUGGGCCUUCCGAGGUUUCCCGGAAACCUGUGCAACUCGUGCAACUUUUGCACGGUUUGCGUUGCGAAUCGCGAUGGUAUGGCCCGAGUUGCGCGGCAAGUUGCACGGUGCAACCCGCCGCGCAACUAUCCCAACACUUUGCGCCGAACCAGGGCGGUGCGGGCCGUGUUUCGAUUCUAUUUGUGCUAAUCGCGCAACUUCGGCAGUUUUGUUGUGCGAACCACGGCGCGCCCGGUUUCCCAACUUCCACCCGGGACCACGCUGGCGCAUUGGGGCAGUAUUUCCGGCGCGCCCACGCUGCUGCGCGUUGGCGCAUGUGCGGCCGGUGUCUGUCCAUUUUGGCGCGCGGCGGCGCAUGUUGGCGCCUUUUCCCAGCGACGCUGGUCAUGUGCUGGGCAGUAUCUCCUGCUGGUCUGUGGUUGGUUGGCUGGUUGGCGUAUGGUUGUGAAUACGCCAGAACGACAACCGCGUCUCGUGGCGUCAACGACAGGCGCGACACAGCUGCCCCGAAUUCUUGCAGAGACCCCCCACCCGCGCAGGCCGCCCCUGCCGAUCACCUCGGCACGCGCGGGCAGCGUUUUCAACUCUGUGUGCGCUGCCCCAGGCAGCGUUUCCAACUCGGCGGCCGCAGGCAACGUUAUUCGCGGGCCUUUGCGCACGUCUCUCCUGCUCCAGCCGCGUAUUUGCGGUUGACCCCGCGCAAAGCCUCGGCGGCGCUAUUGGUUACUCCAGCCGCGUAUUUGCGCUUGACCCCGCGCAGAGGCCUAGCCGGCGCUACGGGUUACUCCAGCCGCACGGGACACAUGAAUGUGCUGCCACUUGGGAGGGCAGGGGCGCGCCCAUUACCAAGGCGAACAGCGAGGGCUCUCUGCCUGCGGCAGCGGGGGGUGACUGCGGGACGGGGCCCCGCUGCGUUUCCCCUGCUGUGGGCGCGGAGCGAUGUACGCGACAGGAACCCUUGCGGGUGGGAGACGAAGACGGGGGGCCCCCUGGAGCAGCAGGUGCGGUGUAGGCGACAGGAACCCGUGCGGGCGGGAGAGGAAGGCGGGGGACCCCCUGGAACACCAGGAGUGAGGGGCGGGGGCCCCCUGCGGGCAGGAGAGAAAGGCGGGGGGCCCCCUUUGGAGGGCGCCAAAGGUGGAGGCCGGGGGCCCCCAGCGGGCAGGAGAGAUUUACCGCGGAGAACGAAGGACGGGGGCCCCCUCUGACCCCAGGCGGGCGGCCCGGGAGGGGAGCGGGGGCCCCCUGCGGAGGCGGAAGGGCGGGGGCCCCCUGCGGAGGCGGGAUACGCAGCGGGCGGGAGGGCGGGAGGCGGGGGCCCCCUGCUUUCCCCGACGGUAUGCUCGACGCAAAAAUAGCAACCCUCGCCAUAGCAUCGCGAUUACAAAUCUAGGCCUCAGCGCGUACCGGUCUCUUAGGAUAUGCAAGACAGAUGCUUUUCUCCCAUAAUAUAUAGUGUUCAUUUUUGCAUAUACAAAUGCAAUUACAAAUACAUAGCUUUUUUCUUUUGCAUAGUGAGGAUGGAAAGAAAGAAGAAGUCGCCCGGCUGGAGUACACUGGUUCGAAAUCCCUGAAUCCUUUCAAAACGUGGUUCGGAGGUCGGAAAAUGGAAAUUACCAUUCACGAUCCGGCGAAGCAUGGCCCGCUCUUGGUCACGGAACUGCUGCUGCGCUGCGAUGCCGACAACGCGUCCUUCAAUUUUUUGAAGAGAGUCGCUACUAUUGCAACGGGCUUUUCUUACGGGGUAUCAAAAUGAAAAGUGCUGCCUUGCUGCUCCCACUUCGAGUGGAAAUUUAAAUGUUGCCACGAUAUAAGGCUAAGGUGUAGAAGCACUGCAGGUAGCACUCAUCAAUUUACAACCACCUGCGCGCGCAGCUAAGAAUAAGCUUUCGCGGUUGGUGCGUUGUUUUAGUAGACGAAAAGUAGUGACUUUUCUUUUUUGGAUAUAUCUUUCAUCGCUUCUGUAAGUGAUGUGGAGCUUUUUAUUUUGAUACAGUUUUUCGCAUUUCGCCCAGAAUGCGGUCGGGCUCAGCCAAGAUCUCGUGCACAACGGUCCAAGUCUUCCUGAUGUCAUGCCGGCCGACGCUAUUUUUCAUCUUCUCGGACACGAAAAUGAAGUAACUGGACCAGCGAAAGCAGCCUGGGGAGCAAGAGAAGCUUUGCGCAUGUCUUUCAUCGGACCUGUUUUGGACUGGUUCGGGACCUAUGCAUUGCGACCGUAUCUGGGUCUAGGUAGAAGGUUGCAAGACUUGUCAUGCAGGUUUUCCAUGGCCCACACCCAUAAUGCAUUUGCUUUUGCAUACAGUCACAGAACCUAUCAUGACAUCUCUAUCAUGAGGUCUCCUGCAUGAGAAGCUGCCGCUUAACUUGGGCAAUAAUAAAUGUUCAUUAUCUUCGAACGGCUGGCGAGCCUGUGACUCCAGGCAGAGAGAAGAUAAGGGUAGGUAAUUUGAUAGGUAUGCGAGGGUCGGGCCCCUUCUCCUCAUUGCUCUACUAUGUAUCUGCUUGGCUAAAAAUGGGCAAGCGCCCCGUCCCGGCUAGACGCCGCCCGAUUCGAUCGCGCGAUCGAAAUUUGCGCUUCUUCCUCUUGACGUUUUCAGCAAGCGCUGAACAGAGUCAGGGGAGCGCAGUAGCAAUUAGAAAAGCCAAGUGCUGGCGGGUACUGCCGCGGCCAGCUUGCAUCCGCUUUCCGAACUGGGGAGCGAGUGCAGAUCCUCGAUCGGGGACUGAGCACGAGGUGUGCGACUGCAGAUCCCUGCGCGAGGCGUAACGCCCAGAAAUCUACGUAGCUGCAUCGCAGCUCCUUCUGCCGACAAGAGUCGGCGCCCGCGUACUCGCGACGCCCGGGGCCGGGGGUCGCUCGCCCGUGAAUCAUCGCGCGCGCGCAUGUUCCGGGAGAAAAUGCACCGCGUGCUUCUGGUUGAAUGAAGCACCGCUUGGACGGGCUGAGUGGCCCUCGCUUUCAGUAAGAGCAGCGCACAGCGCAGCCGUGGAGCCAGCCUCGCUCCAGCGCGCCCGGCGGCAAGCGUAGACGCUAAAAGGCCGGGGCCGCCGCGCCUGCUCUAGGUAGGAAAGAGGCCAGGCGGCCGAUUCUAUGGGGAGCUUGCCUGACUACAGGCGGAGGCAUCACGUCGGUCGCUGCGCAAAUGCUUUGUUGCGCGCUGCAGGGGCUUGUGUUGCCGAAGCCAGGCCCCACUCAAGGCCAAGCGCCGAAUACGACGAGGGACCGCGCGCGAGGCCGCUAGCUACUCCGGCCGGAGGGUGCUUCCAUCCAGAGGCGCGCGCCUCUCGUAACCCGCGAAAACGCGGCGCAAGUACAUCACGCAGUGGCACGCCACUACAAAAGCCCUCAUGUGGCUAACCUCUACGGAAUGGGCGCCCCCGCAUUGGGGGGCCGCCCGGCAGUCGCCUGCCUGCGAAUUCGGACAGACUCGCUGCGCGAUGAGAACCGCGCUCGGGGUCUUGUCGCCGCACUCAUGAGUGCGGGCGAGCGCCCCACCCCCAUUCACCCUCCCUUAUCUAGUAUUGGGCCUCAGAAGGGAAAACCCUCCGGCGGAGUGGGGGGGCAUGCUCCCUCGUUCAGGACGCAGCUUGGUCCGUGUUGGCAAUGGGGACAAGUGAUGUGCACGACCCUUCCUGCGAUGGGAGUGGUAUCAGGAUCGUGCAUACUCGCUGGUAGGCUUUGCCUACCCUCUUCCCCAUCGCUGUCAGAGUAUGCGCCCUGCCGCCAUGACAGGACGGCGCGAGACAUGUGAUACAAAUUACGUCAGUUUUUCGGAAUUUGCAUGCAAGACAAACUUACUUUUGCGUGAUUCCACACUUGGCGUGACAAGCUCAAGCUGCAGUGUUCCAGACCCACACACAUUUGCAAUGCAUACGAACAACUGGUUUUCGAGCUCGAGCCGCCCGACUGCUUAUGAAUUGAAAAAGUAUCGUACUCGUGAUGGUAUAAGAAAGUGCCAGUUGACUUGCAUGACAAACAAGGUCCACGCGUGGGGACAGGGUCCCCACGCUGGGGCCUUGUGCCCAUCCCUAGUGGCGCUAGUGGGGGAAGGGUGUUCGGCAUCGGGGCGGACAGCGUCCGCCCCUCGCCUCACACCAGGCGCGCGCAUAGUGGCUCAGUGCGCGAAGCACUAGUGGGGGAAGGGUGUUCGGCAUCGGGGCGGACAGCGUCCGCCCCUCGCCUCACACCAGGCGCACGCAUAGUGGCUUAGUGCGCGAAGCACUAGUGGCGGAAGGGUGUUCGGCAUCGGGGCGGACAGCGUCCGCCCCUCGCCUCACACCAGGCACGCGCGUAGUGGCUUAGUGCGCGGAACGCUAGUGGGGAAAUGGUCUUCACCUGUCGUGGCCUCCUGUCGCGCCCACCUGUGAUGGUCACCUGUCACGGUCACCUGUCGAGGUCACCUGUCAAGGUCACCUGUCAAGGUAACCCGUCAAGGUCACCUGUCAAGGUCACCUGGCUGUCAAGGUCACCUGUCAGGGUCGCCUGUCAAGGUCACCUGUCGCGGUCACCUGUUACCGGGGGUAUGCGUUACCAGAACCCGGAAGUCAAGCAAUGUAAGUAUUAAUCUGGUUUCUUAGGUAAUUCAUUUAGCAUGACGCGCUCCACCAUGGUGGAUUAGAUCUGUGACUCCAGAUCGCGGCGACUGUGUCUCGUCUCAGUUGUUUGGCGAUUUGCAUGCAGCUCCUUGUUGGACGUUGUCACCAGCACUGGCGCAACUUCUCAUUUAGGACGUUAUCCUCAGCUGUUACAUUCUUGCGACCCCACUUUUAGGGUGUUUGUUUACCGUAGAUCGGGCUGUGUCUUCGUUUUUCACCUACCGCUUUUUUGCUUGUUCUUCUGCCCCUCUGUGCUAAUGGGAAAGUUUGAGUUUCAGUUUGUACAGAGUACGCAGAGAAAAAAAUGCUUGUUUCGUCGCAGCCGUUCCAGGGGUUGCUGUUGCUGUCUCUAGGCACUAGAAGUAGCACUGUCCGGAGUUCUGUCUUAGUGGUUACCGGGUACGACGAGCCUUCUGACCCUUUCAGCUCUCGCCAGCACUUCGCCGGCAUUCGUGCUCGCGCGAUGCCUCACGAUGGAGACCGGGCGGCGACGUCGAAGGUUCAGAGCUUGUAAGCUUACUCACACAGGGGCGCCCUGCCCUUAGUUUCCCAGCAUGACAAACAAGGCCCGCCCGAGCGUGGGGACAGGGUCCCCACGCUGGGGCCUUGUGCCCGUCCCUAGUGGGGGAAGGGUGUUCGGCAUCGGGGCGGACAGCGUCCGCCCCUCGCCUCACACCAGGCGCGCGCAUAGUGGCCUAGUGCGCGAAGCGCUAGUGGGGGAAGGGUGUUCGGCAUCGGGGCGGACAGCGUCCGCCCCUCGCCUCACACCAGGCGCGCGCAUAGUGGCUUAGUGCGCGAAGCGCUAAAGGCAAAAGGACGAACUGGGUGCCCUGUUUUUUGCAACACAAAACAAAAAUAGGAGUCAAGGAAAUAGGUCCGCGUGGCUGCAGACAAAUUCUGUAAUGUUUCGCCGCAAUUCAUUUCCCAUGACGCAGGGCAAUGUAAGUAACGCGUUGCGGAGGCAAGCGCUUUCCGAUUUUUGCCCGGCAGCGCAAAUAUUCCUUUCUCUGUGGAGGCAGUUGCUUUGCGUUUUUGCGUUUUUAUCUUUUUCAUUUUGAUUUUCUCCGUCGCUUUUUUUUUGCGCUUUUAUCUUUUACAUUUUUCAUUGUGUCGCAAAUAUUUCCUUUGCGUGUCUUCAUAAAUGACGUCAGCGCUUAGGUCACCUGUCGAGGUCACCGGCCAAGGUCACCUGUCAAGGUCACCUGUCAGGGUCACCUGUCAAGGUCACCUGUCAAAGUCACCUGUCAAGCUCACCUGUCGCCGGGGGUAUGCCGUACCAGAACCCGGAAGUCAAGCAAUGUAAAUAUUAAUUCCAUUUAUCAGGCAAUGCGACUCGUACUGGUGCGAUGCUUUUCCACAUGCAUAUUGCUUCUGCACCGACCACGACGUAUCCUGUGAAGAAGAAUAAAGCAUCGCAGUUGUGUUGGUGACAAUCGCUGCUGGCACUCGUAGGCAUGUUAUUCCCUGCAAAGUUAUUUUGAUGGUCUGAUUCUGACCUGGCUCCGGCUCGUGUUUACGAAAAAGAACUCGCAACCCGAUGCUAUCACGCAGAUGCUGAGAUGCAUUUUUGGUUUGGCUUUGCAUAGUACCGCGACUGAACCUGCAAAGUAA
Amoebophrya sp. A120 is the source of this 8744-nucleotide messenger RNA. The record is from the annotation of a GenBank genome assembly. Lineage: Eukaryota; Dinophyceae; Syndiniales; Amoebophryaceae.